CAGAUCCAAAUGCACAGCCGACCCGACCCAAUUUGAUAUGACCUAGGGUUUUUGUUCCAUCAACCUCAUCUGAACAAAAACCCCAGCUUCUCCUCGUCCUCCUCUCUCUCUCUCUCUCUACAGUAGCCAUGCCGAAGCAUUACCGGCCUCCCGGAAAGAAAAAGGAAGGAAACGCGGCUAGAUACAUAACCAGAUCACAAGCCGUCAAGCACCUCCAAGUCAGCCUUCCAGUUUUCAGGAGAUUAUGCAUUCUGAAAGGUAUCUUUCCCAGAGAGCCAAAGAAGAAGGUGAAGGGAAAUCACCACACUUAUUAUCACACCAAAGAUAUUUUGUUCCUUAAGCAUGAGCCACUUUUGGAGAAGUUUAGGGACAUACGAGCAUACGACAGGAAGGUCAAAAAAGCUUUGUCAAAGAAGAACAGAGAUCUUGCAGAACGUCUAUUGACUCGCAAACCUGAUUACACCCUGGAUAUGCUUAUCAGGGAGAGGUACCCAAGCUUCAUUGAUGCACUAAGGGAUCUGGAUGACUGUCUGACUAUGAUACAUUUGUUUGCUGCACUGCCUGCUGUAGAGAGGGAGAAGAUCCAAGUAAAGCGUAUCCAUAAUUGUCGGAGGUUGAGCCAUGAAUGGCAGGCUUACAUAUCUCGCACUCAUAAGUUGAGGAAAACCUUCAUAUCUGUUAAAGGCAUUUAUUAUCAGGUUGAGGUCGAGGGGCAAAAAGUCACUUGGUUAACUCCUCAUGCGUUGCAGCAAGUCGUGCCUGAAGGAGUUGACUACAAUAUUAUGCUUACUUUUUUGGAAUUUUAUGAGACCCUCCUUGCUUUUGUGAAUUUCAAACUUUAUCAUUCAAUUAAUGUGAAGUAUCCACCUAUCCUUGAUCCUCGGUUGGAAGCUUUAGCAGCAGAUCUUUAUGCUUUAGCAAGAUUCAUUGAUGCUAAUUCUAAAGUGCCAGCACUGGAAUCUCAAUCUGUCAGUUCAUCUGGGUCUGAGCAGGCUGAGGCCCAGCAAAAGGGGUCAGAGCUGGACGAGUCUGAACUUAGGCUGGCCCAGCUUCAACAUCAGCUUCCUUCCAAUGAACCUGGUGUGCUGAUGCAUCUCAUGGAAAAUGCAUCUGGUGAAGAGGAAGACGAUGAAGAAACAAGGGAGUGUAAAGCCCUGUUUAAGAACACAAAAUUCUUCUUAAGUCGUGAGGUUCCAAGGGAGUCUAUGCUUUUUGUCAUUCCUGCUUUUGGUGGUGUGGUUUCGUGGGAGGGAGAAGGAGCUCCAUUUGAUGAGUCUGACCAGAGCAUUACACAUCAGAUUGUUGAUAGGCCAACACAGGGACGUAGGUUCCUUUCGAGAGAAUAUGUUCAGCCGCAGUGGGUCUAUGAUAGUGUAAAUGCACGGAUCAUAUUGCCAGUUGAGGAGUACUUGGUGGGAAGGGUUCCACCACCACAUUUAUCCCCAUUUGUUGAUAAUGAGGCGGAAGGAUAUGUUCCUGAGUAUGCAGAGACCAUCCGACGUUUGCAGGUGGCUGCGAGAAAAGAAGUCCUUCCAAUGCCUGGUCUUGGGAAAGAAGAUUUAGAUGAUCCUCAAAAUUUGCUGGCUGAAGGUAUUAUCAGCCGAACAGAAGCUAUUGAAGCUGCUGAGAAAAAGCAGAAGAUGUCAUUCCUACAGAAGCAGUAUCUUGAUGAAUUGAAGAUGGAACUUAAUGGUGUUCAGUACUCUGCUGGCUCAAGUGCAAAUAAGCAGAACUCUGCUGAGGAGACAAAGGCCGGGGAAGAAUCUCUACCGGAGUCGCAACAAGAUGCUGAUGAUGCUGCCAAUUUGUCUACUGUUCUGAUGUCACGCAAAAAGAGGAAGCUCUUGGAAGCCAUGGAGAUUGGCAAGAAGCGGAAGAAGGAUCAUGUUGGUCUUCUGAAGGAAAGGAAGAAAAAUAUUGAGGCCAAAAAAUCAGGUUAAAUUUUGAAGCCGCUAAUACACCUGAAUCUCCAGAUUUUCAUCAAUAAUCUUCCAACAAUUAUGUAAUAUCGGUUGAUACUGUAGCUUUUCAUUUUAUUUUGGCUUAUCCAAACUAUGUUUGUAGAUUAAUUGGAACACUACCAUUUUGGUUAUGGGCUCUUUGAGUACAAAAUUUUGGCAUUACCACAUUAUUACAUCUUGCAGUUAAGUCCGUUUGUGGGCUCUUUCCGACUACAAAUUUUUGGCAUUUGUAGGGACAAUAUUGUAUUUCACAUAGCUAAAAGACAAAAAUAGUUCGGAAAUAACUUCCAUUUUUAUCA
Molecule: messenger RNA, 2260 nt
Organism: Rhododendron vialii
Lineage: Eukaryota; Viridiplantae; Streptophyta; Magnoliopsida; Ericales; Ericaceae
Product: pescadillo homolog
Exons: 13
Coding region: 129-1940 (603 amino acids)
Biological process (GO): maturation of LSU-rRNA from tricistronic rRNA transcript (SSU-rRNA, 5.8S rRNA, LSU-rRNA); ribosome biogenesis
Cellular component (GO): nucleolus; PeBoW complex
Molecular function (GO): RNA binding
Source: RefSeq, a predicted model, not a curated record